Messenger RNA from Spea bombifrons (plains spadefoot toad), 1573 nucleotides. Its product is annotated as protein FAM240B-like. The transcript has 3 exons. The record is from RefSeq and is a predicted model, not a curated record. Lineage: Eukaryota; Metazoa; Chordata; Amphibia; Anura; Pelobatidae. Bases 99 to 377 code for a protein of 92 amino acids.
CCUGCUGCAUUACUCAUAUAACUAAGGCACCAUUCCCUCUUCUCAUCCUCAUUAACUAUCCAGACUCAGGAAUUAAGCAAGAUAAACCGAUUAAAAAAAUGAGUAGUAAAAAUAUCUCAGGGCGCCGUGAAAUAAUGGCCCGUGAUGCUGACGGACUGAAAAACUUUUGGGAGAAGAAAAUUGAAAAGCAAACAGCUGCACAUGAGUAUGAAGAUACCAGAAGGAGCAAAAGUGCACUUUCAAAACUCCGAGAAGAGUGGAGACAAAGGCUGGAAAGCAGAGUUAAAAUGUUGCAAUCUCUUCAGGAGGAACAGAAGAAACAACUCUAUCCAUCAACGGAGGACUCUAUCCAGCACAGACCCAACACUGCAGCAUGAAACCUCAGAUAUCAUGUGCUCUACACAUGUAAAUGAUGUUUGCCAAACUCUUUAUGUACUUCACUCACAAACUAGUUCAUAAUCUAUUUGAAUCACGCGUAGACAAUUUUUGCAGAAGGUAAUUAAUUGACUUUGGAUAGAAUGUAGUACUUAAAUUCCCCUAUUUAUAUAUAUUUUGUUAUUGUUUGUUAAAUCCUAUUCAGAUUUCUAAUCCCGCCACCUAUCAAACACAAAUAAACCCCAUGUUUAGGGACUGAAUAAAUUAUAAAUCUGAUUUCCUUCAGCAUGCAUAUUUAUAAGGUGUGCUAUGUCCACUUUGUCAUUAACAACCAAAUUAAGUAAAUCCAAAGUGUGUUGAUAAAUUAUUUUUUUUACGCAGUAAAUGUUUUCUACAGCCAGAAGAGAAUAUCAGAAAAUGAAGAGUGAUGCCUUGGGCCCUUUUUUUCUUAGCAUCUCCAAAAAGCUAUUGUUUUCUGUCUGUGCUAAUUCUUCUGUGGCACAGAGGAGCUCUGGUUGUUGUAUGAAAAUUCUGAACAUGCACAAAGUCUUGGGCGGCUGGAGUUGUCAUUUCUUAAAUUGCUAUGUUAACAGUUAACAAUGUAUAUAUUUCAAAUGUGAUGAAAAUAGCAGGGAUUGCUUGCAAUGUAAUAUUCUGUGCCCAAAGCGGCAAGCAUCAAAAAAGAUUUUGUCAUUUGUUUAGAUUCCGAUGUACAUAUUUGUACACAAACUGAACGAGGAAAAAAGCAAAUCAAGAAAACAGAGCAGUUUACAUAGUAAUGUAAAACAUAACAAACUGCAAUAUCAGCACAAUUGUAAUGAUUUAAACCCAUCACAAUCAUAAACCAGUUAGGAUGGCUAAUAGCCCUAAAUUCCAUUAACAUAUUAAUAAAAGAUGUUCGUCUACUUUAGCAUGAGUUGUAAUAUGUCAUGUUCAAGCAGUGAGGCUACAUUUGAGUCCACACAAAUCAAGAUUUCAUGAAUAUCUGCUAAGUGGAAAUUGAAGAUUGCAAAUAUAAUGUAACAGCUUUUUCUUGCUUUUAAAUAAUAAAAGCCAACUAAAGUUACCUAAAGGGUAACCUGGUUCUGUGUACAGGGCAUUGUGGGGGUCAUUUGUUGGGUGGUAUGCUUGCCUUCUACUUCUACCCUGCUCUGUUAACACUUUGGACUUGUAUUGCAAUAUAGGGAUUUAAAAAGAA